Penicillium odoratum is the source of this 1752-nucleotide messenger RNA. Its product is annotated as GMC family oxidoreductase. Gene Ontology annotation, molecular function: oxidoreductase activity, acting on CH-OH group of donors; flavin adenine dinucleotide binding. Bases 1 to 1752 code for a protein of 583 amino acids. The transcript has a single exon. Lineage: Eukaryota; Fungi; Ascomycota; Eurotiomycetes; Eurotiales; Aspergillaceae. The record is from RefSeq and is a predicted model, not a curated record.
AUGACCAUCCAAGACGGUGGCCGAUUUGAUUUCAUCAUUGUUGGCGGUGGUACGGCUGGUAACAUUGUUGCCAGUCGUCUUGCUGAAAGUCCCAAUGCCAGAAUUCUAAUCGUCGAAGCUGGUAUUGGUGACUCCAAAGACAAUGAAGACAUCCGGACUCCUGGACUUGCUAUGGACUUGCGUAGCAGCAAGUAUGACUGGGCUUACAAGACGACCAUGGUCAAACGUGAUGACUAUGAGCGUAUUGAGAAGCCCAACACCCGUGGAAAGGCCCUCGGUGGUAGCUCUUCUUUGAACUAUUUCUCUUGGGUGCCUGGCUCUAAGGCCACCUUUGAUAUGUGGGAGGAAUUUGGCGGCAAGGAAUGGACCUGGGACCCUCUUGUUCACUACCUUCGCAAGAGUGUGACCUAUCACGACGACGAGGGCUUAUAUCCACCCGAGCUGAAAAAGAUCGGUGGUGGUGGCCCAAUUCCAAUUGCCCAUGCGGAGCUCAUUCCUGAGAUGCAGGGCUUCCGUGAGCAUCUCAUUACUGCCUGGAAGUCUACCGGCCAGGUCGUCACUGAGAACAUCUUUGAUGGUGAGAUGAAUGGCCUAGUCCACAGUGUCAACACCAUCUACAAGGGUCGCCGCUCGGGCAGCUUCCUCGCGGUCGCAGACAAGCCGAACAUCACCAUACUCCCCGAAGUUCACUCAAAGAAACUUAUUAUCGAUGACGCCGAUCUAACUGCCAAGGGUGUGACUGUGAUCACUGGCUCUGGAGAAGAGCUCGACUUCUACGCUACCCGUGAGGUCAUCGUUUCGCAGGGUGUCUUUGAAACCCCUAAGCUCUUGAUGCUUAGCGGUAUUGGACCGGCGCCUGAGCUGGCCAAGCACAACAUCCCCUUGAUCGUCGAUUCUCGCCACGUCGGUCAGCACCUUUUGGAUCACCCCGGUGUACCCUUCUGUCUUCGUCUUAAGGACAGCUUCUCGAUGGAUAACCAUGUUCUACAAAAGGGUCCUCUCCAUACUAAGGUCCUGGAUGCUUACUCCAACGGAAAGCACAAGGGCCCAAUGGCAUCUCCUUUCCUCGAGCUGAUCGGUUUCCCUCGCAUCGACAAGUAUUUGGAAAACUCUCCAGAAUACGUCAAGGCGAAGGCGGCUAACGGCGGUGCUGACCCCUUCUGUCCGUAUGGCCAGCCUCACUUCGAACUUGAUUUCAUCCCCAUGUAUGGCAGUGCCUUCCAGUGGCACUUCCCGCACCCGGGAAAAAACAAGGGCAGUUUAAUGACAGUCAUGGUUGAUCUCGUCCGCCCUGUCUCGGAAGGUGGUGAGGUUACUCUGAACAGUGACGAUCCCCUCGAGCAAGCGAACAUCAAUUUGAACUACUUCAACAACGACCUGGAUAUUAUUGCCGUUCGCGAGGGUAUCAGAUUUGCCUACGAUGUCCUGAAGCAUGGCAAGGGCUUCAAGGAUAUUGUUGAAGAUGAAUACCCUUGGGACAUGCCACUUGAUGAUGAGGUAGCGAUGAAGAGAACUGUCCUGGAUCGCUGUCAGACUUCCUUCCAUCCUUGUGGCACUGCUCGCCUGUCCAAGGAUAUCAAACAGGGUGUCGUUGAUCCUAAUCUCAAGGUUCACGGUAUAAAGAACCUUCGUGUUAUUGAUGCCUCUGUUAUUCCUGUUAUCCCAGAUUGCCGUAUUCAGAACUCUGUCUACAUGUGCGCCGAGAAGGGCUCCGAUGCGAUCAAACGUGACCACAAGGAUCUGUACGCUUAG